UAUAUAUAAACCCUUGUCACCCUUUCAUUUCAACACACAAACAAUAUUUAACUACACUUGCCUUUUAAACACUUUCUAAAACCCUUCAUUUAGUUUUUCUUUUCUCUCCCUUGAGAUGGAAAGUGUUAACCCAUUGACUGAAAAAGGAGCCGUGAACCACCCAGUGGCUACAAACCCAAUGACUAAUUUGUCAAGUGGACCAGCUGCUGCUGCUGCUGCCAACAGGAUGCACCCAAUGAAUCAUGAUACUGGCCAUCAUGCAACUACUGGACAUCACAUCAACCCUUUGAAUGCCCAGAUCAAUCCACAUGCUGUGGUCAAACCAGUGAGUCAUGACAUGGUACCAGCAGCUGUGGUACCUGCUGUUCAUACAACUCCGAUCAAUCCACGGAUAUCAAAUCUAGCAGCAGCUAGGCUUCCACACAGGAGAGGUGAUCAUCACAUGUUCAUGGCAUCUGAUGAUAAUGCAAUGAUGAAGCACAUUGAAGAAACCCAUAUCCCUGAUGGCCGUGAUUUUGAUGUCAAGCCUCUUGUCCAUGUUAUUGAGGAAAUUGUGCAUCGCGCGACUCCAAUUGCUAGCAAUGUUCAUGAAGCUAAAGUUAAAGCACAUCUGGAAGCAUUGGAAGAGAAGGUUCCUCAAAGUGGACUUACUGAAAUACUCAACUAUUUGGCAUAUCCUAUACAUAGGAUUAAUAUGGAGUUGAUAAGCAAAUGUGCUAACAAAGAAGAUGCGCAUUCAACAACAAUGUCACUGCUUCACUCGCUCACAACCUAUGCCUGGGACACGAAAGUCGCAAUAACAUUCGCGGCUUUCGCCCAACAAUACGGUCAAUUUGGGCUGCUUGUUCAUCAAUAUACCACAAAUCCACUGGCCAAGUCUGUUGCAAUAAUCAUGGAACUUCCAGAAAUCAUGGUGCGUCAAGAUGUUCUGAGGCAAAAAUUCGAUGCCAUCCAUGAUCUGGUCGACAAAAUGUUGGACGUCACCAAGUGCAUCAUCCAGUUCAGAGACAUUCAAACAUCCAACCAGCAGUAUGUUAUCACACAAGAAUUGGAAAAGUUGAUCAAUACAGCCCAUAUUUCCACUGCUGCUUACUGGACUAUAAGGGCUGCUGUCAUGUGUUCAGCUAUGAUUUUGAAUCUCAUUGCCCUCGGCCACGAGCAUAUAUCCUCAACAUCCGAGGCUUGGGAGAUAUCUAGUUUGGCUCACAAGCUGGCAAACAUAUUGGAUCACCUGAGAAAGGUUCUUAACCUUUGUCACCAAAAGAUUGAGGAGAGAAGGCAACAUGAUGCAUUCGAAGCACUUCUGCGACUUCUCAGGACACCUCACAUCGAUAACAUGAAGAUACUCUCAAUCUUGAUUUACUCCAAGGAUGACCAGCUCCCACUUUUUGAUGGAACUCAUAAGAGAAGGGUAAGUCUUGAUGUGCUAAGGAGGAAGCAUGUAUUACUUUUGCUAUCCGACCUAGACAUUGCGCCAGAAGAGCUCUUUAUUCUCCAUCACAUGUACGCUGAAUCAAAGACACAACCAAACAGACCAGAGAGCAACUACGAGGUUGUCUGGAUCCCUGUCGUCGACAAGAGAAUAACUCCAUGGACUGAAGCCAAACAAAUGAAAUUUGAAGAAGUACAAGCUUCAAUGCCAUGGUACUCAGUGGCACAUCCUUCAAUGAUUGAUCCAGCAGUGAUAAGAUGCAUCAAAGAGGUGUGGGGAUACAAUAAGAAGCCACAGCUUGUUGUUCUUGAUCCUCAAGGGAAAGAAGCAAACAACAAUGCUUACCAUAUGUUGUGGAUUUGGGGAAGUUUGGCCUUUCCUUUUACCAAAGCUAGGGAAGAAGCUCUCUGGAAGGAACAAACUUGGACUAUUGAACUCUUAGCUGAUUCCAUUGAUCAAAACAUUUUCACCUGGAUUAGUGAAGGCAAAUGCAUAUGCUUGUACGGAGGAGAAGAUAUUGAAUGGAUCAGAUCAUUCACCACUGCAACGCGGGCUGUUGCAAAUGCAGCCCGCGUCCCACUAGAGAUGCUCUACGUGGGAAAAAGAAACCCAAAAGAAAGAGUCCGCAAGAACAGCUCGAUAAUUCAAGUCGAAAACUUGAGCCACGUGGUGCAAGACCAGACUCUCAUUUGGUUCUUCUGGGAAAGGCUAGAAAGCAUGUGGCACUCCAGGACUCAACAAGACAUCCCCGGUGAAACUGAUCCGAUCCUUCAGGAAAUCGUGACAAUUCUGAGCUAUGAUGGAAGUGACCAAGGAUGGGCAGUUUUCAGCCGCGGAUUGGCUGAAAUGACUAGAGGUAAAGGUGACCUGAUAGUGCAGGUUAUGAAAGGAUUUGAUCGUUGGAGACAUGAAGUGAGUGACAUUACUACUUUUGUUCCUACAUUGGACCGUCAACUGCGUGAUCUUCAUAGUCCUCAUCACUGCACUCGCCUAAUUCUGCCGGGUACCACUGGACAUAUUCCUGAGAGAGUGGUUUGUGCAGAAUGUAGCCGUCCGAUGGAGAAGUUUAUCAUGUAUCGCUGCUGCAUUGAGUGAGGAUUUACGGAGGUUGAUUUAUAUGAUUAACUAUCUUGGCGUUGCUCCUGAAGGACUAUAUAUUUGAAUAAAAUUACCAUUACUAGUCCUCUAGUGAGUUCUAAGUAUUAUUGUUCUUAUUCUAAUUUAUCCGUCUGCUUAGAAUAAAAAUGCCAUGUACUGGCUUUUUGAUAUUCAUGUACUUGUUUUGAGAUUUGAGUGUGUGAUGUAAUGCUAUUGCGUUAUGCAAUAGUGAAAAUCAAUAAACAGCUUUUCCGAUUAUAAAAUCCUUUUUGUUUUA
This is a messenger RNA of Capsicum annuum, 2807 nucleotides long. RefSeq names its product protein SIEVE ELEMENT OCCLUSION B. Gene Ontology annotation, biological process: phloem development. Lineage: Eukaryota; Viridiplantae; Streptophyta; Magnoliopsida; Solanales; Solanaceae. The record is from RefSeq and is a predicted model, not a curated record. The transcript is spliced from 8 exons. The coding region runs from base 116 to 2527 and encodes 803 amino acids.